Messenger RNA from Puccinia triticina, 1326 nucleotides. RefSeq lists its product as uncharacterized. Gene Ontology annotation, biological process: cellular response to pH. Bases 1 to 1326 code for a protein of 441 amino acids. Lineage: Eukaryota; Fungi; Basidiomycota; Pucciniomycetes; Pucciniales; Pucciniaceae. Gene Ontology annotation, cellular component: plasma membrane. The transcript is spliced from 6 exons. The record is from RefSeq and is a predicted model, not a curated record.
AUGUCAUUCCUGUUCGACCUAUCGACGCCAACAACGAUUAAUUUCGAGCCCCUGCUGACUGACCCAACUGGCGAACGGAUCGGUCAACUAGCCGGAGCCAAUGCCGCCCGUAGUGCCAUGCGAACAGCCUUGAAAGAAUGUAAGCAGAACUCUGGAAAACGGGAUUGGUUCAAGGCUAUCAAGGUAAUUGAAGACUAUCUUCCUCACCUUCUGGGUCUCAUGGAUGCAGUCGAAAAAGACAUCUUGCUCAUGCCGAAUGAAAUAGCAUUUGGCUGGAGAUCAACACUCUCAUCCCGCAGAGUUCGUUCACCAUCUAGGAUCUUAUUGCCGUGUUUUUAUUAUGAAUUAGCUUCGGUCCUCCUCAACCUUGGCUUCGCUUUAUCAAAUACCUCGAACUCGCUGGUUAAUUCAAUGGGCGCUUACGAACUCGGUACAGACGCUGAGAGACGUGCGGGAGACGGGAAGCUGAGCUCAGCAGCCGACACUCUAUGCCGUGCCAGUGGAAUAUUCGAAUUAUUGAGUAAAGAAAUCAUCCCCAAAUGGGAAAAAUACCAUCCGGAUGGCCUUGCGCAUUUGCGCUCAACCCGCCCCCCAGAGCUAUCCCGAGAAGCUACUGGUGGAUUAGCACAGCAGACAUUAGCGGAUGCUGAGCGGCUUGCAAUUCGGCGUUUGCUGUCAAGGUCUGCGAUGGAUCGGCAUGCCAACCCUGGGGCAGGGCUUCCUAAAUCACAUCCCUCCCCGGCUCUGCUGGCAAAGCUCGAAUUGAAUGUACACCAACUCUAUAGCACCGCGAAGGAUGCUUUCAAAUUGGCUAGUGGCGCAGGCGAGAUUUCGAGUUCCUUGCGAAACUACGUUAGUGAAGGUCGUCAAGUUGCUCUUGGGCGUGGUUACAAGUGGCUGGCGCUCGAAGCCGGAGAGCAGGCGAGUCAAAACGGGGAAGCAAUUGGCUGGCUUGGCUUGGCACGAAAGGCCAUGAAGGCGGUAUGCAGUGGUUCAGUCCUUGCGGUGCGGAACGGAUCUCUGAAGAAUGACUGGGCUCGUAAGAAAGAGAAAGUAGAACAGGAGUUGGAAGAGAUUGAUAAAUUUUUGAAAGCAUAUGAGCAACUUAAUCGAACUGUUACCUUUGAAUCGAUUCCCGCGGAAGCCACGCUGUUGGCUCGUGUUCCCGGGGGUAGGGCGGCCCUAAGCAUGAAAACAUACGUGAUGCCUUCUCCUCUCCUCAAAGACUUUGGUCUGCAUACCAAUCCUGGCGUGUUGGAUUGGGCAGAUAGUGAUGAUGACGAUGUACCAAGCUCGUCGAGAGAACCUGAUCAAGCGUAUUGUUAA